Messenger RNA from Phycodurus eques (leafy seadragon), 5309 nucleotides. RefSeq names its product interphotoreceptor matrix proteoglycan 2a (gene impg2a). Gene Ontology annotation, biological process: visual perception. The coding region runs from base 239 to 3559 and encodes 1106 amino acids. The record is from RefSeq and is a predicted model, not a curated record. Gene Ontology annotation, molecular function: heparin binding; hyaluronic acid binding. Lineage: Eukaryota; Metazoa; Chordata; Actinopteri; Syngnathiformes; Syngnathidae. The transcript has 22 exons.
ACAGGAUGAGCAAGUUCAAAGAUCUUCAGCCAUCUGCCCAUCUACCCCGAGGAAGUGUCUUGUGAGCCGCAUGCCACCGCGUUGCCGUUGUUUUUGCGGAAAACAACGAGUGGUCGCUUACGCCAAGGGUUGUGACCUCCGUCUGUAGCGGGAGACUUACGAACUAUGCCAACUUGUAGGACAUCAUUGCAAAACUCAAGAGGAAGUACUGGUUUCGGGAUCUAAACAGGGAUUGAAAAUGUCCAUUUUGUGGAAAUGUCUUUCGCUUAGUUUCGUGCUAAUGUUUUUGGACCUGAGGACAGGUAUGUAUGUCUUCAUCAGACCUCCUCCGAAAGUCAAGCCUGAGGUGUUCUUUAUGCCUCCGCUAGACGCCAUACUGGAAGGAUCCUCCACGGGUCCACUCGAGGGGCCAUUCGGCGGAGAAGCGGUGUCGUCCCGGCGUGUCGUUCGCGUGUCCGACGUCACGGUGUCCCGAGGAGGUCGUGUGGCUGUGACCAGACGCAAACGCAACGUCCUCUUCCCGAGCGGAGUCAAGCUGUGCGCACGGGAGAAUGCCGAGCAGGUGGUCGCAAACCACCUCAGUUUUUUCAAUCUCAGAGUGUGCCAGGAGACGGUGUGGGAGGCUUUCAAAAUCUUCUGGGACCGCCUCCCCGAGCAGGAGGAGUACCAGAGCUGGAUGAACCAGUGCCAGGGGGGGGCUGUGACGGCGCGAGACAUUGGCGCCUACUUCAGUCAAUCGGGGGAGCACCAGGAAGUGGUCAAAAAGAAAAUGUCAGCGCCCGCCUUGAAAAGUGAACCCACCAGGUCUGGACAACAUACAUGCAGCACUUCGGCUCCCGCUGCGACGACCGCGCCCGCCGGGGCUCCUGCCAAAGAAGUGGAGGAAGCAGCUGCGAUGGAGCCAGAAAUGGAGUUGGACAACGACAUUCCGGUGGAGCCGCUCCCGGCGGCCAUGUCGGAGCAGGCGGUGGAGCUCAGCAUCCUCCUGACGGGCGUCGCGUACGACGACGACUUGGACGACUCCGACUCGCUGCGCUAUCAGACGCUCAGCAGACACCUCGCUCAGAAGAUUACGGACGCUCUGUCUGGACUUCCUGGUUUUAAGAGCGUGACUGUGAUGGACUUCAGGCCUCACAAGGAUCUGCAGGGGCUGGACGGCAUCGCGGUGGACUACGCGGUCACCCUGGCGGUGGACGACGCGGGCAUCAGCGGCGACCAACUGGACUACCUCACCCUGCAGUCCAACCGGGUGGAGAACUCGUACGGCGAGGUCAAGGAGCACCCGACGCUGGUCUACGCCAUCAGCGAGCUGAAGACCUUCGUGACCGAGAACCUGCUGAAGGACGCCUUGGAGAGCGUGCCCGAGACCCCCGAGACCCCCGAGACCGUGCACCCUGCAGGAGAAACCUCGAACGAACCGGCGGCGGUUCCCGUCCUGGACGACGUCAUGGACGACGUCAAGAGAGACCAAUUGCUGCCCGGAAGCGUCGGCGGAGACACGUUGGAGACGUCCGAAAGUGACAUUGUUGUCCUGGAGGAGAGUGUUGAGAUUUCCUCUCCUGCUGUGGUCGCCACUUCUGCAACUGAAACUGGCAGCAUCAAGGAAGAGGGUCUGCUUCUGGAGAACACCGUGCAGACCACCGCUGCAGAUAAACCCCCAGACAAAGACCAACAGGAGCCUCCCGCAUCUGAGGAGCAAGAUGGCAUCACGUCGCCUGAACCGCCAGCGUUGGUGGAGGCCUCAGGCACGGGUGAGCUGGAGAACCUGCUAUGGCCGGAGGCAACGCCGGCGGCGGAAGAUACUGAAGACGUGGUCAUUCUGGAGGAGGAGCAUCUGGACGAUGGUUUCGACACCGAAGACCUCCUCACGAGUGCAACAGCAGAGGACGACUUUGUUCCUGAUGUAGCGAGUGAGGCAACUGAAGAAGGAGACUCUAAACAUCAUGGGGAACCUGCGGUUGCAGAAGCUGACAUGCAAGAACCAACAGAGAGUGAAGGACAAACUCCCGAGGAAGCAGCGGACUCAGUUGAGGAAGCGCCAACGCCACUUGAAGAACCUCCAGAAGCUUCCGAAAUCGUUACCGACGAUCUCGUAGAUGACGACAUCUUGCUGGUCAACAAGGACGCACUUGAACCAUCGGUCAGCGUUCCUUUGAGCCCCGCCCAACCGACCGCAAUGUCUGCCGAGAAGGAGUCACCCUUCACGCGUGUCGCUGAUGUCAAGAGAGCCGUCAAGGGCCAACCCGAGAUCGUCGUCCCUUCACUCGUGGAGAUCCAGAACAGUGAUGAAAACGAUUCUCCCAUGGAAGACCUCGCUUAUGACGUCUUUAAUUACGGUUUGAUCAACCACACGGAAGAGGGCAGCACGGGAUUCCCAUUCAGCGUGUCACGCGGCACCGAUCCGGCCGGCAUCGCCGUGCCGGCCAACCCUGGCCGAGCGCUCAUGGUGUUCUUCAGCCUGAGGGUGACCAACAUGAUUUUCUCUGAGGAUCUCUUCAACAAGAGUUCGCCAGAGUACAAAGCAUUGGAGCAACGCUUCCUGCAACUGCUUGUGCCCUACCUCCAGUCCAACCUGAGCAACUUUGAGAACUUGGAAAUCCUCAACUUCCGCAACGGGAGCAUCGUGGUCAACAGCCGAAUGAAGUUCGGCAAGCCCGUGGCUCAAGGCGUCACCACCACCGUGUAUCUGAUCCUGGAGGACUUCUGCAACACGGCCUACCAGACCAUGAACCUGGCCAUCGAUAAGUACUCCUUGGACGUUGAGUCAGGCGACCAGGCCGACCCCUGCAAGUUCCAGGCGUGCAACGAGUACGCCGAGUGCAAGGUGAACAAGUGGUCGGGCGAGGCCGAGUGCGUGUGCAACGCGGGCUACUUCAGCGUGGACGGCCUGCCUUGUCAGAGCAUCUGCGAGCUGCGCAACGACUUCUGCCUCAACGACGGCAAGUGUGACAUCAUCCCCGGCCAGGGAGCCAUCUGCAGCGUUACCUGCCGAGCCCUGAGGAAACCCGUUGCUAACCAAAAGAGCAGCGCCUACCGAGGCAUGUGUCGUGUCGGAGAAAACUGGUGGUACCGAGGAGAGCACUGCGAGGAGUACGUAUCCGAGCCUCUGGUGGUCGGCAUCGCGGUGGCCUCAGUGGCCGGAUUCCUCAUGGUUGCGUCUGGAGUCAUCUUCUUCCUCGCCAGGACUUUACGGGAUCAGUACGAUAAGGAUGAGUCAGAGGACCCGAUACGGCGUGCAGAGAGCGUUCCGUCGCUAGAGAGGGCGACCAAGUACAACCCCAUGUACGAGAGCGAGGCCACCACGGGCUACAGCCACUACUACCGCCGCUACCCCGAGGCUCCCGCCGUCUACAGCAGCGCCAGCGCCGAAGCCUCCACCGACUUCAGCAGCGAGGAGAUCCGACACAUCUACGAGAACAGCGAACUGACGAAGGAGGAAAUCCAAGACAGGAUACGCAUCAUCGAGCUCUACGCCAAGGACCGUCAGUUUGCAGAUUUCGUGCGGCAGCAUCAAGCUGUUCUGGAUACCCGAAGAGAAAGUUCCUCUGCACAGACAUGAAACUAGAAGAACAACACCUGUGUAUUCCGGAAGGACUGGUCCGGGCAAUCAAACAAAGUCUAUCACCCAGGACAUCUUCACCUCUCACCUCACGUCUUCACGAGGCGACCCGGGAAGCGCUUGCAGACUGUCCUUCCUUCCUCCCUCCUCCUUCCUUAGUGCCUUCCGCUGGACAUGUCCCCCCCAUGGAAAAUGUACUAAAACCUGACAUUUUGUCAAACCAGGCGAUGACAAAGAACUUCCCGCAUUGCUUGUGUACAAACAGUUACAGAGUGUAGCUAUUAGAAUAUUAUUGUGACAGUUUUCUCUACUUUUUGUGUGUUUGUGAGGCUCAAAACGAACCGGGAGAUGCCGAGUUAGCUGCGAUGACGUUGGUUGGUGCUAUGCUCGCUGAUAAUUUGUCGAUGUUGUGAUGUAGUCAUCAACCAUGAAAGUGGCAGAUUGGGAUAAACGCUUGUCUAAUAGAGACCUUCGCGUCAAGGUGGGCAAAUAUUCUCUCCGGUGGAAUCGUUUUCUCGACAUUUCGAGGCUCCACCGAAACAGACGUUUGGACAUGAUUGGAUGCAACGAGGCAGACGGUGAAGGCAGCGGGCGCGGACCCCUUGCAGUGGCGGUAUCCAGGGAUAAGUGAGAACACAUUUUACCGAGGGAGGACGUUUUGAACAAAUGGAGGGCUUUCACACGACAUUGCUGAAGAAUGGAGAAAAGCGGCAAAAACACUCGGUUGGCAGCAAUUCCUUCUUAAUGCGACUACCAGUUUGGCCCCGUCAUUGUGUUUUCUUUGGUUUUUCUCUCGCAUUCCACCCUUGGAUGAAUUCCACUCCAUCAGUGUUGUCCUGCUGAGCACGAAAUCGUAGCUGUCCCACUUUGUUAUGAUGUUUAGCUCGCUUAAGAAAAACUAGGCACACACACACACGCACGCGAUGAACCCUUUUUAUGUAUUUAUUUUUGCAAUCACUCAUUUUUACUACAGCGGAACCUCUGAAGUCCAACCUAGUCGUACCAUUCAGAAUUUGACCCAAUUUGAGGGCGCACAAAACGUCGAUUGGCGACAGCGCACCUCACAAAAGAAACGAAUUCAAACGACGACUUUUCUUUUUCUUUGGCUUUGCGAAGAUCCUGAAAAUAGGGAAGGGCAAAAUAAUUGGAUCAAUUGAUUCUUCCCAUUGAGAGUAAUGUUUUAAAAAAAUGAACAAUUGACUAAUUGAUCAUUAGAUUUAUCCAUAAUUCAUCAAGGCUAUUUUAUGACUAGCAGUGGUUAAUCUAUCCCAACUGAAUUGGGGUAAGAGAUGGGGUACACCCUGGACUGGUCACCAGCCAAUCACUGCAAUCCUAAUUUGACACUUAAUGGACCAAGGCAAUUUAGUCUAACACUUGUGGAUUGUUUAAAAUUGAAAUUUGUGAGCUGACUUUUGCAGUGCUUUUAACAUAAUUUAUUGCAGCGAUUGCAUGUACAGUUAAUAAAGCAUUUAGGUUGGCAACCGUUUGACAGACUAUUUCCAUUCCCAUUAUUUACUUUGGGUUUUAAAAUUGAAUAAUGAUCAUCGAAUGGAUUGUGGUCAACUUUAGAGGUUCCACUUAUGUAAAUAUAAUCUUUGAAUUCAUCAGUUCGGAUACGUCUCCCCAAUGUUUCAUGACCUAACCAUGUACUUUUUAUACUAUUUAUCUAAACGUUUGUUUCCAUACUCUGCAGCUGCUUCACUGCGUGUACAAACCAAAGCCAUGUGUGCAAAAUAAAAUGCUUUGUAAC